Messenger RNA from Dichotomopilus funicola, 678 nucleotides. Its product is annotated as acyl-CoA N-acyltransferase. The record is from RefSeq and is a predicted model, not a curated record. The transcript has 2 exons. The coding region runs from base 1 to 678 and encodes 225 amino acids. Gene Ontology annotation, molecular function: acyltransferase activity, transferring groups other than amino-acyl groups. Lineage: Eukaryota; Fungi; Ascomycota; Sordariomycetes; Sordariales; Chaetomiaceae.
AUGGGUGGUGGAGAGUUCCCGCCCGACCGCCGGCUCACGCUUCGCAAGGCAACUCUGGCCGACCUCGACGACCUAACCACCGUUGCACAGGCUGGUUUCCCCGACGAUCCUGAGUUCGAUUACCGCUUUCCAUUCCGCCAUGAGUUCCCCGAGGACAAUCGCUAUUGGGUCCACCAAGAAUAUCGCGAAUAUCUCGAGCAGCCCGACAAAUAUGCCGUUGUAGUGAUCACGGCCGAGGACAACGACAACCGGCCCGUGGCGUUGUCGGUUUGGGAUUUGAACGUGACGAUCCCCCACCAGGGUGGAGAUCUCGGCAUACCCGACGACGACUCCCGCGUGCCCCGUCGCCAUGACGCCAACCCUUCCCACUUCCGUGAAUUUGCGCGCCGGAUGACGCAAGGAUUCCAGGAUUUCUUUGGCGCUCUGGGACACGACCAAAUCCAUCUCUGGCUGCUGUGCACGUCCCCUGCCUUUCGCCGCCGUGGUGCGGGCACCCAGCUGUGCCGAUGGGGGAUCAACCUGGCCGCUCAUCAAGGUGUGCAUACAACAGUCCUAGCCAGUCCAAUGGGGAAGAAGUUGUAUGAGCAACUCGGCUUUGUAUUGAAUGGUUCUUUUAUCAUCCAGGUGGAGGGCGAGGAGGCGAAACUCGAGAUUUGGGCGUUGAAAAAAGAGAAAUGA